Messenger RNA from Pleuronectes platessa (European plaice), 1102 nucleotides. RefSeq names its product inhibitor of DNA binding 1, HLH protein (gene id1). NCBI's taxonomy places the organism in Eukaryota, Metazoa, Chordata, Actinopteri, Pleuronectiformes, Pleuronectidae. Gene Ontology annotation, molecular function: transcription regulator activity; protein dimerization activity. Gene Ontology annotation, cellular component: nucleus; cytoplasm. Bases 11 to 541 code for a protein of 176 amino acids. The record is from RefSeq and is a predicted model, not a curated record. The transcript has 2 exons. Gene Ontology annotation, biological process: negative regulation of transcription by RNA polymerase II; circadian regulation of gene expression; cell differentiation.
AGGUUGGCCCAUGUGGAUGUUGCUAACUGUCAACAUUCCCUUGCUCACAUUUCCAAGAGGAGGAGAAGCCUGGUCACUCGACUAUCUCCCAACAUCUUCUUCAUUUCUGCAUCACAAUCCUUGGAAACUUACACGCAUCAAGAUGAAGGUUGUCGGAUCUACCUGCGCCCUGAAGAGCAAGGUCGGCGGAGAGGACAUGGUGCGCUGCCUGUCCGAGCAGAGCUUGACCAUCUCCAAGAUCAAGAUCCCGCUGCUGGACGAGCAGAUGAGCGUCUUCCUGCAGGACAUGAACAACUGCUACAGCAAGCUCAAGGAGCUGGUGCCCACGCUGCCCACGAACAAGAAGGCGAGCAAAGUUGAGAUCCUGCAGCACGUCAUCGACUACAUCUGGGACCUGCAGGUCGAACUCGACGAGCCGGAGAAGAGCCGCCAGCUCAUGGCGAGCGGCAUCGCCCGCACACCGCUGACCACGCUGAACGCAGAGCUCGCUAGCAUCGCAGCUGAGAAUGGAUGCUCAGAUGACAGGAUCAUGUGCCGCUAAGAGCUCGUGGAGCAUCGCACCGUGACUCCACCGCGGUCACCGCCAAGAAUGAACAAGGCUAUACCUGAUGUGACAUCUCCAUUUCACAUCGAAAGAAAUCCUUGAACUGUGUAGGGACGUUUCUAACUCCCAAGAAGCUAGAACAAAAAAUACAAUGUGUGGACAUCCUCCGGUUGGCGAGGAUCCCUGCUACUCGCGGCUCUCGAUUCAUCCGAGGGUCCUGAGAAAAGAGAGGGGACCUGCUAGUGUCCCGAAAUAGACUGGGUUAGCCCGGGGGGACCAAGACGGGCCGAGGGCAGCCACUGCCUCGCUUGUUGCUUGUAGAGUUUUAUUGUUUCUAAAGAAAGCUAAUGUUUCUGUUACGCUCUUUGUAUCUUGUAUAAAAUCAUGUAGAGAAUUCAGCAUUUUGUAAAAAAUUGAAAAAGAUAAAUUUCUCAGAUUACUGAGCGACAAACUGUAUUGUAUAUUACAAUGCCUCAUUAUGUGAAGAUAUUGUUUUCUUACAAUGUACCUUAUUGCUGUUUUUUUAUUAAAACAAGACAAUUAUUUUUCAACAAGAAA